Messenger RNA from Xenopus tropicalis (tropical clawed frog), 3420 nucleotides. It is a transcript of the gene dhx58, whose product is annotated as DEXH-box helicase 58. The transcript has 13 exons. Gene Ontology annotation, cellular component: cytoplasm. The coding region runs from base 363 to 2411 and encodes 682 amino acids. The record is from RefSeq and is a predicted model, not a curated record. Gene Ontology annotation, molecular function: hydrolase activity; RNA helicase activity; DNA binding. Lineage: Eukaryota; Metazoa; Chordata; Amphibia; Anura; Pipidae.
ACUGAUGGGAAUGUGAUAGGGACCUUAGAUUGUAAGCUCACUGGGGCAGGGACUGAUGGGAAGGCAAUAAAUACCAGAGUGCUGCUGUUUAAAAGACCUCACUAGGCGCAGGCUGUAGGAAUACGUAAGGCAAGUGAUCUGCCAGUUAGGGAAUCCCCAGAUACAAUGUUGGAUGUCACAACCUCCUUCCCAGGGCUCCGUCAGUUUCUUUUCUGCCUCGGAAAGAAGGAAACCAAAACACUGUAGAAGGCAGUAUAAAUGCAGCAGAGACAGCAGGCAGAGGGCAGAGACAGCAGGCAGAGACAGCAGGCAGAGACACCUGAGAGCUGCACACACUGACAGAGAAAUAAACACAGGAACAGAUGGAACUGCAUGACUACCAGUGGGAAGUAAUUGCCCCGGCUUUGGAGGGCAAGAAUAUCAUCAUCUGGCUUCCAACUGGUGCCGGCAAGACCAGGGCAGCACUGUAUGUGGCAAUGAGGCACCUGGAGAUGAAGCGGAAUGCAAAGGUGGCUUUCAUAGUUAACAAGGUGCAUCUGGUAGAUCAGCACUUCAGCAACGAGUUUCAGCCGCAUCUGAAAGACAAGUACACGGUUGUAGCCAUCAGCGGGGACACGGAGCACAAAUGCUUCUUUGCGCAGAAGACGCAGGAUAACGACGUUAUUAUCUGCACGGCUCAGAUUCUGCAGAACGCGCUGAGCAGCGGCAGCGAGGAAAUGCACGUAGAGCUGACAGAUUUCACCUUGCUGAUCAUUGAUGAGUGCCACCACACGCACAAAGAUGGCGUAUAUAAUAAACUAAUGGAAGGUUACCUUGAGAGAAAGAUCUGCCGGAAAGGAAAACUGCCCCAGAUCCUGGGACUCACCGCUUCCCCUGGCACAGGACGAGCUACCUCCUUUCAUAAAGCUGUAGAGCACAUCUUACAGAUCUGUGCUAACCUUGACACCUGGAGAAUAAUGUCGGCAGAAGUCCAUCGUGAAGACCUGGAAGCCAAAGCCAAACAACCCAAUAAGCAGUACGAUCUCGUAGCACAGAGGACAAGGGAUCCCUUUGGGGACAAGCUGAAGGAGCUCAUGAAGACCAUCCACGGGUACCUGCGCACAGCAGAGUUCAGUGAAAGCGAGUUUGGCACCCAGGUCUAUGAGCAGAAAGUGGUUGAACUGGAGAAAGAAGGUGCUGUGGAGGCCGACAGGAUGAAGCGGACGUGCGCCCUGCACUUGCGCAAGUACAACGACUCCCUCCUCGUUCACGACACCGUUAGAAUGACCGAUGCCUAUGAACUUCUGGCGGAAUUCUACGUGACGGAGAAAUUCAUUAGGAAACAAAACGACCCAACGGAUACCUUCCUCAUCCAGUUAUUUGACCGAAACCAAGCAACAUUACUGGAGCUGGCCCACGACAGCAGAUUUGAAAACCCCAAGCUUACGAAGCUGGAAGAAAUAUUGAAAGAUCAGUUCCAGUUCUCCUCUGUGUCUCGUGGGAUCAUCUUUACCCGCACGCGGCAGAGCACUCACUCUCUGCACAACUGGAUCUCCGGAAAAGAUUAUUUUCAGAAAAUGGGCAUAAAAACGGCACCUCUGACUGGGGCAGGGUACAGCAACCAGAGCAAGCACAUGACACAGAACGAACAACGGGAGGUUAUUGAGAAGUUCCGCAAAGGGGAGCUCAACUUGCUCGUCUCCACUAGUGUUGCUGAGGAGGGUCUCGAUAUCCCACAGUGCAACGUUGUGGUGCGGUACGGGCUAAUGACCAAUGAGAUUGCCAUGGUCCAGGCCAGGGGCAGAGCGCGGCACGAGGAUAGCUGCUAUUCUUUUCUGGCGAAAUCGGGCGGAAAAGAGAUUCGAAGGGAACAAACCAAUGAGAUUCUUGAGGAUCUGAUGAAACGAGCCAUUAAGCAUGUGCAAGAGAUGCCAGAACAAGAAUAUGAGGAAAAGAUAAAAGAGCUGCAGAAGGAGUCUCUUAUUGCACGUAAGGUUAAGCAAGUGAAGAGAGAUGAGAAAAGGAACACAUUCUACCCCGAGCAAGUGCGCUUCUACUGUAGGGGCUGUAGCCAAGCGGUUGCCCAUGGCGACGAUUUCCGCACAAUUGAAGGAACCCAUUAUAUAAACAUCAACCCUGAUUUUCGUAUUUACUAUGAAGUCUACUCUCCUCCUAUUGAGCUUCCAAGAAAGAUGGUGGACUGGGUUCCAGGAGGGAUGAUCAGGUGCCACUGUGGGCAGAAAUGGGGUUCGGAAAUAGUCUACAAGCACGUGAAUUUUCCUAGUGUCUCCGCCUGUAACUUUGUGCUGGAAACCCCAGAUUGCAAGAAAACCUUCAAAAAGUGGAAGGACGUUCCAUUCCCAGUGGAAGAGUUGAACUACGUUCUGUACUUAGAGAUGCACCCUGAGCUCCACCUCCCUUCCGACGACUGAGAACCGAGGAAGGUUCUUCCUUCAAACUCCUGUUUCCUUCUUGAGAAUCUGAGAAGAUCGAUGUCUUGGGUCGGUCGGUCCAUUUGCACUUUUUGGUGGCGUCUUCUCUUUCUAUUACUAUUAACACAUAUUAUACUCCAUCACAUUCCCCGUGACGGUGCAACAGAAGGGUCUAUAGAGGGAACAUACAGAUUCCGUACAACUGAUACCUGAUACAAGAGAUGCUUAAUGGAGCUUACAGGCUAAUGGGAGCAUGGUCGGACUGGGGGGUGAAGGUCCCAUCGGGGCUCCCAUACCAGGGGCCCAGCAGGAACCCCAAGCCGGGCAUGUCCCCUAACCCCCCCCUCUUAGGGCCCCCCACCCGACGUCCUCCCCUGAGCGUGAAAAUUUGGAGCGGUCGGGAGGGGGAGCGCCGGCAAGGGGUCCACUAGAACUGGGGCCCACCGGGAUUUUUUCCAGUGUCCCGGUGGCCCAGUCUGACCCUGAAUGGGAGAAGGGGGUACGGGACACAAUGUAUGAGGCUAGGCAGGCCUGGGGGCAAAGUGAGAGAUGUGGCACUGAGCAGGGCAGUUGUUGGGUAGUGUGUACUGAAGGAAUGCUCGGCUAGAUGAAGAAAAUGGGCCAUUUUAAGGCCGUGGUGGUCCCUGGGCAAAGAUCCAAUUGGUUCUCCCCUCAUCCGGCACAGACAGAGGGGUCCAUGGUCCAACCGCACAUCCUGCCACGGUCAAGUGUGGAACAACAUGAGUUGUAUAAAAGUUAGAAAAGCAACUGAGGAAAGUUAUUAAAGACACAGUGAGCCCCCAAAAUAAGUGGGUUCUUGGCAGAUACUCCUUUUGCCCUUAUAUUAAAGCCCCCUGGGCAGAGAGUUUGGGGGGAAGUCAUAUGGGAGGGAAUUCAAGAGGGGGGGGGGGCAGCCAUAGCAAAGUCUUGAAUGUUUUAACCUCUAAAUUAUUUUUCUAGAACUAAAUGAACCUAUUAAACUGAUUAACACGUAUAUUUGCUGCUACAA